AUGGCGUCGCGGCACUGCCCGAGCCCCGAAGACUGGUUUUCUGCAGCCAUUAAUCAAGAAUAUGCUAGCGUAAGCAAAUGGAUCGGGGCUAUGGCUCGAUCCGUAGAUGGGAAUGGAGAAACAGCUCUAAUGAAGGCCGUUCGCGCGCAGGAUUCCCAAAUGGUGAAGAUCUUAGCGAAACACGAAGCAGGAGAAACUAACGACAAGGGAUACACGGCUCUUAUCAUAGCUGCUAUCAAUAAUCUCGGUCCUUUGUGUGCAAUCCUUGCUCCUUUAGAAUCUAACGUCACUCUUUCCGGUGGACGGACUGCUCUUAUGAUGGCAGCUUCUGUGAGUGCGUGUUCCUCUAUAGAGGCCCUAAUACCUACUCAAUAUGGUCGAAGAGACGACAACGGCAUGACUGCUCUGAUGUAUGCUGUCACAUAUGGUAACAUAGACGCAGCAUCCGCGCUAAUAGAUUGCGAGAAGCGUAUCCUAUCCUCUGAUAACAAGAGCGCGUUGAUAAUUGCUGCAGAGCACUACCGCAAAGAUAUGAUCCGGCUCCUUUACCCCUACGAGCAUGGCCUACUACCAGAUGCAGAGAAAAUAGUGUUAGCUCCUUAUGACCUUGUCACUAGUAACACACAGCAUGGCAGUGGCUCCACUAGGUCUACGAGCUGCUCUGACGCUAGGCCCGAGUCAUGCAAGCAGCCAAGAUCCAAAUCGGCAUCAUUCUACCAGCCGUCUCGGUCAAGCUCCUUGACUUCAGCACCACACUUCGUUCGCACAAUCUCUACUAAUUUCUUGUCAGAUCGUCAGAGGUGCAGAUCUUCUCUCGAUUUAUCCUGGAGCGAGUCUCAUGCGCCUCACAAGAUACGCUCAAUUCGCAUCAAGUUCUCUCCACAAAGAGGUGGGAAACCCUCACACUUUGGUGCACCACAACCACGACAACAGCGAGCUAAAUCCUCAGGUGUCCCUGAGUGCUCUGACCAUGCUAUAUCAUUAGCACAGCGACAACUUAAUGCGCCACGGUACGGACAACAUGAGAGUCGUAAGCUACUUCGUACAAGUCCUUACAGGAAGGCCUUCUCUAAGUCACCCAUUAAGGCGCUCGUCAAGGCAGACCAGCAGACCGCGGAACGGCAGCAUUCUGGUACUUGUCAAAAACCUGCAAAGUCGCGACAAUCCAAUGAAGAGUUUUGCAAUCAGUACUUUCCUGAAAAGGGUGAAACCGGCGUGCCACACAAUAAUAUGCAUCAUCAGUUAUCUAGCGACAAACCACAAGGCGCACUGCGAGGGCGCACGGCAUUCACGCCCACCCCUACACCGAAGCCAAGCGGGACGAAGCAUGACCUCCUUUCUGCGUUAGGACAACACAUUUUAACACUAGAGCGCAGACUGCUGAAGAAGGAGCAGGAGCUGCAGGCACUUGUUAGCCUUAACAAAGGCCUUCACAGAGCGGCAGUAGCACCACAUGGGCAAACCAGCAUACAGCCUACGUAUGAGAUAACAUUUACACAGUGUGCCACGCAAACAGAAGCAAAAGAAGAAUACAAUGUCUCACGCGGUGUACAAGACCCUAUGCUUUCAUGCGCUGCACGCCCUGACACCAUGAAAAAGCUGCAAGAGAACGCGUACCUAAAGCAGCUCUGCACUAGUCUAUCCCUUGUAAAAGAGGAUAUCCUUUCGCUAUGCACUGCCGCUCGGCAAGAAUGUACACCGCAACGACAACUAGCACCUGAGUCAUCAAAAGACCCAGGAUUCCUUGAUCAUGAGCUUGAGGACGAUACAUUUGUAGUUUUUGUUCCGUGUAACCAUCUAAUAGACUUAGCAUAUUUUGUUAUGAAAAGCCAUGGGGAAAAGAGCAUAUCUAUUACAGAAUGCCCGCGCUGUGGCGUUCAGCCAACUUCUUUCAUUACCGUUAAGAUGUAA
Giardia duodenalis is the source of this 1911-nucleotide messenger RNA. RefSeq names its product Ankyrin repeat protein 1. NCBI's taxonomy places the organism in Eukaryota, Fornicata, Diplomonadida, Hexamitidae. The transcript has a single exon. The record is from RefSeq and is a predicted model, not a curated record. Bases 1 to 1911 code for a protein of 636 amino acids. Gene Ontology annotation, molecular function: protein binding.